AUGCCGAGCGGCGCAGGCGGCGGCUUUGGACGCCGUGGUGCCGGCCACGGCGACAUGUACAAGACUGGCCACGAGCGAGGCAAGAUGAGCACUUUGCACGGCAACCCGUCUUCAGGCAAGCAGCGGACCAAGAUCACCGCACCCCCCGUCGGGGCCACCGCGCCGGAGCCAUCGACUCCAUCACGCACUGGAAACCGUAUCCAGAAGCCUGGCGAGUUUGACCCGAAGGCGGGCAAGGGCAACAGACACUCCUCUGCUGUCAAAUUUCCUUACGGCCAGAUCGGGCAGGACAACCUCUAUCCCGACGAAUCCGCCGCAGGUCCAGCGCGUCGAAAUCAAGCUACGCGCGCACCUGCGACGUUGAAUCUGAAUCAUGGGAGCUCGCGGAUCCACGAGGGCCCGGCCGCUCGUCAGGGAGUCGUCGGCGGCCAUGUGCGGCACUACGAGGCGAUCAACUCCUCCUCGUAUCCCACCAAUGGGGCCGGUUCCCGACACCAUGCCCCAGCAGCGACAUCGAACGAAACCACCUACUACCUCAGCAGCAGCAACGACGAGGAGCAGGCAACCCAAGCGACGCCGGCUGAGAAGAAGCACAUACGCUUCCCCUCGCCAGAGGUCGAGGUGGUGAGCCCCAGCGACUCGCGUCCAGCUCCGACAAAAUCGUCGCCUUGGGAGAUCAAUCCUGCUCUGCAGCGGAAGGACGCCAGGCGGCACGACGAGCAACAGAAAAAGGACGGCGCGGAAGCGGGACCGAGCUACCACGUUGGCCAGCGCCCAAACGGGCCCAUCCAGCUCGAGACGUCGGACGAGCCCGGGAAGACGAGUGCGGACCCCAUCGUCGUCGGGUCGCAGGACACGCGGGAAGACCCCGGAGCGCGGAAAGGCUCAAAGCGGCGCGAGCGUGAUGCGCCCUACAUCACCGCCGCCGCCGCAGCUUCCUCGAGCGCUACCCUACGUGCAGGCCAACUCGCGCCCAUCUCGUCGAGCAUUCCAACGGGCAAAGCAGCUCGUAUGAGGCCGAGGUCGGCCGGACGCUCGCCGGACAUGGAGAAGGCGGCGACUACAUCACCGAGCCGUCAACGCAACGCGGCGAAGCGUGGGCAAGGCAUUGUGGGCACGGCAGUAUCAGACGAUCAUGAUCGUGCAAGGCCCAGCCACGUCCAAGGCGUGAUCAGGACCCUCCGCCUCCAGUCGUUCACUAUCUCCGACGUCUGGCGAUCGCAUCCCGAGAACAACGAUCUCGAGCUCGUCGAUCAUCGAUUCAAGCUGGUCAUAACGCAGAAAUCGUCGCAGCGCCAGCUCACGAUAUCGAAGGACGACAUCGCGCUCGUGAAGCGAUCGGAGCCCUUUGCCUACAGGCAUCCCGUCGCGCAGCUGCAGCUCAAGCCAGGCUCGCAGACGUUGAAAACGAUUGCCAAGUUCUGGCCCGAGUUCGACCCCAAGGCCAUCUCUGACGCGGCUGGCAUCAUCUUGGUGCCCCUGCUGGAGCAGCAGCAAGAAGGCGUCUGGGACGAGCUGCUGGAGAGUUGGGACUCGCAGCCACAUGUCGAGGUACAUGAACUGGACAAGAACGCGGCCAAGACCAUGACCGAGAUCGCCUCGCAACCUUCACCGGCACGAUGGCCCCAGCCCUCCGAGGGAUCGCCCACAUCCGGCUCGUUGAAAGGCGCGGGUCAGCUAGCCUCCGCCAUCUCGGGCAGUAUCAAGCGACCUCGACAGGCGAUCACGCCGGGAGAGAACCGCCAGGACUUCUCCGAAUCGCCACCACGACAGGCGCCGCGGGAGCCCAACGGACGCCUUCAGAGGUCUGAGAAGACGUUUAAUCUGACAAACGGCGAGGCCCGUCAGGAGGCGCGCGUCGACGGCGCCCCACGCAGCAGCCACGCCGCCGCCUCUGCCUCCGCAACUGUCUCGGGCCGCAGCGCGCGCUCGCAGCAGCACAAGGCGAGCCCGACCGGCGGGGCGUCCGUCCUCGCCUCGGCUCCUGAGCCACCAGCCAAGAAGCCGGAGCGCUCCGGCAACGAGCAGGUGCUGCGCUUCCCGUACGAAGGCAUCGGCGCCGUCACGCUGCUCGAGUCCGACCUCGAUCGCCUCAACGAUGGCGAAUUCCUCAACGACACGCUGAUCGAGUUCGGCCUCAAGCGGCUGCUCGACGGGAUCCGGCAGCGGCAGCCCGCCCUCGCCGACCAGAUCCACGUCUUCAGCUCGUUCUUCUACAAGCGGCUGACCGAGUUCGAGGUCUCCAAGAGCUACCUCAACGUGCGCAAGUGGACGAACAAGUUCGACCUCUUCAGCAAGCGCUACAUCGUCGUGCCCAUCAACGAGGACUUCCACUGGUACCUCGCCAUCAUCGUCAACCCGCACUACAUGACCAAGCCGGCGCCGCCACCCCCUCCGCGUCCAGAGCCCAAGGUUACCCGCAGCAACCGAGGCCGGAUCCCCGACAGCGAGUCGGACGACACACCUGCACUCGAGUCGCGGCGACCGCGGGUCGCUGAUGCGAGGAGGCUCAAUCACCCCGGCGACACCGAGGAGACUUUCAAAUACAGCGACGCGACGGCAGUCGCUCGACAGCUGCUCCAGCCGAAGGAAGGCUCGUCCGGCGAUGACGGGGACUGCGACAGGCGCCACGGCCCUUCGGCAGGGGGCGUCGAGUCUGACGCAAUCAUGACGCCGCCGCCGCCUGCGUCCGGCCCAGCGUCCAGUAUCGAUCUCAAGUCUCCAUUCCGCUCUGGCGGCAAGCACUCGCGGCAGGCAUCCGGCCAUAGCGAGCUUGCGGCUCCCGCGGCCUCCUCAUCCGCUCGCGAGCCGUCGCCGACUCGCGGCAAGAAGCGGGAUGCGCACGGCGACGUCAAGGCGGCGUCACUCGCCGAGACCGCCCAAGGCGUCGACGUUGGCUCGAGCCUGGAGCGGUUGUCACUUUCGCCGCCCUCGAACCCUCGACCGCCCUCAACGAACAGGAUCGUCCCUGUCAUCGACCAACGCCCUGGCAACCUGCAUCCAACGGAGCACAAGGCGAUGGAUGAUCAAGCAUCGACUCGCUCCUCGUCCAGCGACGACACCGUUGCGACGGCCGUGGAUGCCGCUCCCGACGCUCACGAAGCCCAAGGGCCGACGGGCUUCAGCAUGCUCGAGGACGAAGGCGAGCGUGUCAGCCGAGCGGACUAUGGCGAUCGCACUGGGACAUUGCCCAGGAGCGGUGACGCCAUGCAAGAGGAUUCGAUGGAAGGCUUCGGCUACGACGACGACGACGACGACGAUACGGAGUUCAUCAAUCCCGUCGGGCCACGCGAUGCACCGGUCGACAUGGACGUCGACGUCGACGACAGCCAGGACCGCUCGACGAUGCUGGACGCCUCGGCUCGGACGUUGCCGCGGAAGAGGUCCUCCAUCCCUCGCAGGCACUUCGGGCAUACCCUGGAACGGCGUGGCACAUCCAGCACCGACGGCGAGGCCGACGCCGAAGCCACAGGCGGUACCGACGCCAAUUCCGGCUUCAGUCUUCUGGACGAGCAGGGCGAUAGAAAAGGCGGCCCCGAUUGGUCGUUGCUGGACCAUGUGAGGGAUCCUCAGCGGGGGUCGCGGGUAGGCGGAGGCCCUGCCGUCCCGUCGGCUUCGCCCGAAAGGCCGGCCGCCAAGCCGUCGUCGCCCACCAAAAUCGUGCCCGGAGCGGGCCGCACGGUGUCUCCGCCGCCCGAGCCAGUCAACGAAACGACGGGCCGCCCUCACAAAGCCGCUCGCACGACCAACGACACGGCCUACCGGCCCACCAGCACCAGCGCCAGCACCGGCAACAGCAAGACGUACAGCUCGCGCCAUCGCCCUGCGCCCGCGUCUGGCCUUGCGAACGGCUCACGCAGCCCGUCGAUGCCGGCAAGGACCGCAUCGACGGGUGCCGACCUCAACCUCGAGCAGACGGUCAUCAUCACGUUCGAUAGCCUGAUGUUUGCGCGGCCCGACGUCAAGAAGAACCUGCGGGCCUACCUCUUCCUCGAGGCGCAGGACAAAGGCAAGCUCGAAGACGCCGGGACGACGCUCGACAAGGCGCCGCAGCCGUGCUACGUCAAGGCGAUUGUGCCCAAGCAGCCCAACUACGCCGACUGCGGCAUCUACCUCCUGCACUACUUCGACCGCUUCUUUUCCGACCCUCCGGCCUUUCUCCAGCUCGUCAUGACCAAGUCGAGGGUGGAGCGCAAGGAGUGGGAGCCGGAGCGGGUGUCGGGCAAGCGCGACCACUGGAAGGCCGAGAUCCGGCGGCUAGGCGAGGACUGGAAGCAGUGGAAGGCCAGGAAGGACGAGGAGCAGAAGCGUCUCAAGAGCGAGGCCGAGGACAAGGCCAGGAAGGUGGCUGACGAGACGGGCGCCGCUGCAGCGACGGCGACGGAGGGCGGAGCCGACGCUGCCAAGCUGGUGCAGCCUACGGCAACGACUGCGACGACGGUGGCGACCUCGGCGUCUCCGAAGGCAUCGCCACCGCCAGUAUCGACAGAGGAGGCGCAAAAGCAGCAGCAGCAGCAGCAGCGGGAGGGUUCGCACGAGCAGCGGCCAACACGCGCAGGAGACCCAUCCGAGGCCGACAACAAGCUCUCCACGCGGACGUCGGCACCAGCUGAAAACGAGGCUCGACAGCCCGACGCUCCAAGUUCCUCGCUGACGACGACCGGAAGCGGGCCAGCCAGCCCAAUCGGCUCGUUUGGCGACGAAGAGGUCGGCGCAGCCGCGACACCCAUUCCGCCCACGCCCAGGUUGACGGCUACCACGGGCAGCACGCCGAGACGGAGCAAGCGGCUUAGCGGCGACGGCGGCGGGAGCAGCAAGGCGAAGACCAAGACCAAAGCAAAGACGACUGCCAUCAACACGGUCGACGAGGCGAUCGUGAUCCAGGACAGCGAGGACGAGGAAUGA
This is a messenger RNA of Pseudozyma flocculosa PF-1, 4905 nucleotides long. RefSeq lists its product as uncharacterized. Gene Ontology annotation, cellular component: cytoplasm; nucleus. The coding region runs from base 1 to 4905 and encodes 1634 amino acids. The record is from RefSeq and is a predicted model, not a curated record. The transcript has 5 exons. Gene Ontology annotation, molecular function: SUMO-specific endopeptidase activity. NCBI's taxonomy places the organism in Eukaryota, Fungi, Basidiomycota, Ustilaginomycetes, Ustilaginales, Ustilaginaceae. Gene Ontology annotation, biological process: protein desumoylation.